AUGAUGCUGUGGCCCCCGCGACUCUGCAGAGCGCCUUGGCUCCUCGCGUUCUGCCUCCUGAUGCAGGUGCAUCUCCCUGCGGCGGCUGCCCCCCUUUCCCUGAGGGGCGAGGAGGAGGCCCCCCCAGGCCGCGCUUUCCCCAAGGGGGCCAGCGCUCCGGGCAGCGAGAUCCAGGUGCGUCCGCUGCAAGAGGCCGAGCCGAGCACGGCAGUGCAGAAGGAGGACAGUGGCGAUGCGGACCUCUUCCAAGACCUGGACCCCAAGACCUUGGCUGCGAUCCUCCUGCAGGCCCUUCAGCCAGCACCCAAGAAGUCCGCCUCUGAGCCUCUGAGCCCCGAGCCCAGCCCCAGUGAGGAGAGGGUCCGGAGCGAGAGCAGGAGCUCUGAGGAGCGGCCAGCCGAGGAGCAGGAGGGCUGGAGAGCCGGCAAAGACCAGCGCCCUCCGCAGGAGGAGCAGGAGAACAGGGGCCCCGAAGAAAGCGACCUCGGCCAGCAAGAGCUGGAGACUUUGCAGUCCAUGCUGAACGAGCUGCAGCGCUACAGCCCGGCCACCAAGAGAGAGGCGCCCGCCCAGGCCUACCAGAAAAAGCCCCAGGAGAGCCCCCACGACGAGGUGCUCCAGGAGCUGGAAGAGUACGCGCAGCUGAAGGUGAGCUCCAAGCGGAAGGCCCCCGCUGCCAGCGAGCCCUGGGCAGGCGCCCGGAAGCUGAGGCAGCAGCAGCACCUGGAGCACCAGCUCCUGCAGCGGCGCUACGAAGAGCUGGCCGAGAGCAGGAGGCAGGCGGAAGAGGCCCGCCGGGCCGCGGCAGAGGAGGAGCGGCUGGCAGACAUGGCCUCAGACCUGCUCCUCCAGUACCUGCUGAAGGACGGGGAGGAGGAGGAGGAGGACGGGCAGCCAGGGGCCAACGCCCAGGAGGAGUCUGAGGAAGAGGGCCCCAGGGGGAGCCCCCUCCUCUUCGAGGACGAGGAAGGCAACGUGGCCGAGGACAAGCGCUCCAACGAGGCGCCUGAGGAGGAGGAGGAGGACGACGACGACAUCGACCCCAACACGAUCGACCGCCUCAUCGAGCUCUCCAGCAAGCUGCACCUGCCGGCGGACGACGUCAUCGACAUCAUCAACGAUGUUGAGAAGAAGAAGAAGGAGGAGGUGCCCGAGCUCAGUGGCAAGAGCAAGACGCCGGCGGCCCCGUCGCGCCACAAGCUGAAGAAGGCCCCACCCCAAGCCCCAAGGCCCCUGCCAAAGCCCUAUUACCCCCCUGCCCACCAGCCCUACCGCCACCUCCCCAAGCAGAGCGAGGCCUCGUGGAACGAAGUCCUGGAAGGCAGCGAGUACCCAGCCCCCAAGUGGUACCGAGCCAAGCCCGGCCACAGCCCCAGCAAGAUCUCCAACUACAUCAGUCCCCGGACUUUCCAGGCCCCGGUCUACCACCACCUCCGCCACCUGCCUGGCCCCAUGGUGCCACGAGGGGAAUCAUACGAUGCCGGCCAGGAGCACGACGAGGAACUGGAGAACUACAUCGAGAGUGUGCUGAUGAAGCAUCCCAAAGCGUUCCAGUGA
Varanus komodoensis (Komodo dragon) is the source of this 1557-nucleotide messenger RNA. RefSeq names its product VGF nerve growth factor inducible (gene VGF). NCBI's taxonomy places the organism in Eukaryota, Metazoa, Chordata, Lepidosauria, Squamata, Varanidae. The record is from RefSeq and is a predicted model, not a curated record. Gene Ontology annotation, molecular function: neuropeptide hormone activity. Bases 1 to 1557 code for a protein of 518 amino acids. The transcript has a single exon.